AUGGCCGGCGAAGAGAAGUGCAUCUGUCAAAUUUGUCAAUGCGGGUAAUCGCGCAAUUUUUGGAAAAUUCUGAACAAAACAAUUAUUUAGCCGUCACCGCUGUGAUCAUGUCGAUGCGGAUCUGGGCUUUGGGAACGGAAUUGAGGAGAAUCAGACCGAGUACGGAAUGCAAUUUCCGGCCAAACAGGCGGCACGGUAAGGGAAACGUUUUGUGAACAGCGCGCGCAGUUAAAGUUGUGGCCAUGGCCGAGAAAAAUCGUAGGUAGGCCAUGGAAUUUUUCCGCAUUUUCUUGCGUUCGGUACAAUUUUCAGCAUUGUCAAAGUGCAAAGGUGUCAUUUUAUCAGCAGGGAAGAGUUUUCACACCCGAGUUUUCUAGGCCACAACAUUAACUGCGCGCGCUGUUCCGUUUUCAGACAAAAUUCUAACUCGUAAUUUCAGAGAACGCGUGCCACGCUCUCAAAAUGCGACAUUUCUGGACGGCGGCGAGUUCGACGGGACCACAAUAAAUCGUCAAGACUACGGACUCAAAAAGGUCUCUUCUUUUUGCUUUUUCGCUUUUUUUUUGCGCCGCCGCCGCCGCCAAAACUAUACGAAUUUCUGAAAAAACAUUUUUCAAGGUCACCCGGAAUGCUCCGUUCAAAUUUGUGAACGACGUGCAAGAUUCCGGAGAAUUCAUGGGCGAUACCACCCAUAAAACUGAUUUUCAGGCCAAGUCGGUGAGUUUUAAUUUGAAAAUUUGAAAAAAAAGUAGCGUUUCAAAGUUGCAACAAGAGAUUGCUUCAAGACUAUUUUUCUAAAUGUGCCGCAGAGUUUACAGUUCUAAAAUAAUUGAAUCUCUUAAAAUUUGUUCCAGGUGGCUCGCCAAUCCGCGCAAAGACCAACGACCAAUGGGCUUCUGAGCGGUGAUUUCGAAGGAUACACCACUCAAAAAUCGGAUUUCGACUAUAAAGGAGUGAGUUAGGCGACGGUCUCAUUACGGUCCCCAUAGUUCAUUUCAGGAUCCGAGAACCGGAGUGAUCCGUGGUCCCCAAGACGCUCAAAUCUUUUCGGGACCGUUCAACGGAACCACCACUAACCGAGCGGAUUUCGAUAAGAAACAGGUACGGUCUAUUGGGACUGAUGUAACUCGGCUGUCUGUGGAGCCAUCCAAAAGGGACCAACUGAGAAAAUUUAGAAAAUGUUGCGAUGAACAUUUUGUCAGUUGACGACUUUUUAAAAUCUCUACACGCCCGUGAGUUAUAUCGUUGUUUAGGCCGAAAGAUCCGCAAUUCUUCGCGGUCCCAACAGUUCGAACGUGUUCGGAGGCGGACAAUUCAACGGGACCACAACGAAUAAGGCGGAUUACGAUCAGAAACAGGUACGCUACCCGGGGGGUACUAUGAUUUACAGUAACAUUUUUAGGCCGAAAGGUCCGGAAUCCUUCGUGGCGCUCAGGAUGCGCCGAUCUUUUCGGGGCCGUUCAAUGGUACCACAACAAACAAAUCGGACUAUGAUCAGAAACAGGUCCUUAUCUACCGUAAACAAAACAACCGUAACCUUCAGGCCAACCGUACGGGUCCACUAAAAGGACCGAAUGACUCGAGAAUGUUCUCGGCGGGACCAUUCACCGGGACCACCACAAAUAAGACCGAUUUUGAUCAGAAGCAGGUGAAGAAGAGGAGUGCGCUCUAUCGUACACCUACCGUACCACUUUUUUCUUUUCCUUACAGGCUGAACGAUCGACAAUCUUAAAGGGACCAAGUGGAUCGGGCAUUUUCUCGGGACCGUUCAACGGGACCACCACUAACCGUGCGGAUUUCGAUAAGAAACAGGUACGGUCUAUUGGGACUGAUGUAACUCGGCUGUCUGUGGAGCCAUCCAAAAGGGACCAACUGAGAAAAUGUGGCAAAUUUUGCGAUGAGCAUUUUGUCAGUUGACAACUUUUUGAUAUCUCUACAGGCAGAUGAGAGAUGAACAUUUUUUGAAGGCUGAACGUCAAUUACCGUUCAAAGCGACCGCGGAUGAUUUGCAAAUUCCGUCUAGUCCGUUUUUGGUGUUAUCCACAAAUCGAGCCGAUUAUACCAAAAAACAGGUGAGAACUUUAGUUGUUUUUUUCAGAUUUCCAAAAAUAUUUCCUCAAUUCCAGGGCGACCGUUCCCUUCCAAUCCGUUCGACAAACGACCUCUCCACACUGAAUGCCUCGUCCGGCUCUCCGUUCGACGCAAUUUCCACGCACAAAUCGGAUUUUCAGCAGAAAAAGGCAGAGAAAUCGCGUCUGACGCGGCCGCAUUCGUCGCAAAAUCUGUCGGCCGGAAAGUUUGACGGAACGACGACGACGCACUCGGACUACGUGCAAAAAUCACAAUCGAGGUAUCGAAAUGGACGGAAUUCCGACUUCCGACUUCUGGCUUCCGUAUUGCUUUUUCUGUGGUCCGCCUUGUCAAAUUGUUCGUACUCUGUGGUCAGGAAUGUGAAAUGGAGUAUGAGUAAUACUUCCACUCCCGCAUUUUUCUGUAAAUUGGAAUGCGAACUAGUGUAUGAAUCAUUUGAAGGACGGAAGGAAGAAAUGUGACCAAUUUCUAUGACAGACACUUUUAUGAGUCUCAUUGGCAUGAACAAAAAUUUCGCUUUCUCAAAACUCGUCACAAUUUACACGAUUCGACGCGGAAUUUUGCGCUUAACAACUUUGUCUCUUCCCGCUUCCCCCCGAUUCCUUCUAGUUUACGAGCAAAUUCGCCGUUUUCAGAGUUAUUAACGUGAAGCCGCGCGACGACUCGUUCACCGGCCACGUUUCGCGCUUCGACGCGAACACAACGUAUCAGGACGGAUUUCAGCUGAAAAAUGGCAAGUUUUGUGCGAUUUUAAAGUCUAAAACUGUAAUUUCAGCGGAACGACUGCCGCAGCAACGGACAAAGGACGAGUUGACCGUCGGCUCCGGUCAGUUUUACGGCGAAAGCACGCAGCACUCGGAUUUCAUCGAAAAACACGUGGAUAUAUGCCCGGCCGAGAAGGUUUUGACGAGAAGGUACGCAUUCGAUAAUCGGAUAAUCAAUAAAUUGUCGAAAUUUCAGAGACCGUUCGUUCGAAUUCAAGCGAAACGUGAAUGGACAUCGAUUUUACGAGCAAAAAGUGACACACGGAACAAUUCAGCCGAACCGUCUCGUCCCUGUCGAAGCCUGA
This is a messenger RNA of Caenorhabditis sp. 36 PRJEB53466, 3160 nucleotides long. NCBI's taxonomy places the organism in Eukaryota, Metazoa, Nematoda, Chromadorea, Rhabditida, Rhabditidae. The record is from the annotation of a GenBank genome assembly.